Messenger RNA from Plutella xylostella (diamondback moth), 1309 nucleotides. The record is from RefSeq and is a predicted model, not a curated record. Lineage: Eukaryota; Metazoa; Arthropoda; Insecta; Lepidoptera; Plutellidae.
CUAACGCGAUCGGUGCAAUACCGAUUAUCGCGUAAGUAUACUUGUGUUCCUUGCCCAUCCUAUAUAGGAUGUGCGAGUAUAAUUUUACUUAUUCUAAGCUUGGUAGCCAUUCUCCAUCGACAAAAUCAAGGAGCAUGCUACAUCCAUCGACAAAAUUUAAAAAUCGACACAUCAAACCAGCUGCAACUGCCAUCCAAAAUGUGACCAAAUAUAGUAAAAAAAUACAUUUGAUAGACGCAAUCAUAGAAAAUUUACCGCAAAAUUGCAAAAUAAAUAAAUACAUUUAUACUUACACAACCACAAGUUACUAUAUACUGUCGUAAUGACGCUGUUCUCUGCCAGUGUCACUACCGUCGUUGGGAAAACCAAUCUGGCAAUGGAUCCGGCUGGUCAUUCCGAAGAGAAGAGGUCUUCGAAUGGAUCCCUGAAGGUGAUGAACCCAGUGGCAAGCGGAGACAACGUGGCGGCAGGACGGAACUCCACACUCAAGGAUGAAUUACCUCCGCUCAUACCCUGCUGUGAGGGCAAGGAACUUCAGAUCAACGAAGAGCUGGUGAGGAGCGGUUUGUCGGCCAUCUCCGUGAGGAACGAAAGCCUGCUGAGGAUCAACGAGAAGAACCCUGGCAACAGCCUGUUCACGCACCGCAACUCGUUCCGCUGCCUGCACCGGCCGGAGCUGCGCCGGGUGCCGCGCCUGCGCCGCGCCCGGGCUGAGGACCUCGAGAGCAUCUUCAGGGAGGUCUGCGAGGCGCCGCCGCAGCCGUCCACGGAGCGCCGGGCUGAGCACCGUCACGACACUCAUAAACUGGCGCCGAAACCAGCUAAAGAAACUCCCUCGGCAAAAGAAAAAGAAGGUGCAAAGGAAACUGACUUAUGUUCCACCCUGCCCCCGGUGUCUAUGUCUCGUCGCCACGAAGAUAUUCCAGCGGGCAAGAGGCUGCACGUGGCGAGAGCUCGUCUUUACACUUCCGUGCUGGCUGCGGCCAAAACUGGCGAUCAGCUUGACGGAGUAUCAGUGAACGAAGAAUACGACCAGCAAGUCCACUCGGAAGACCCGGUGCCCGAGGACGAGGUGCAACGGAGUGAGGAGCUGCAGGUCAUUCUGCCGCCGCGCGUGGACGAUGCUCUCAGCGUGACUACUGCAAUGUCGUGUGACCCUUCUGUGCUUAUGUAGUUGCAGGUGGAUGGGCGGGUUUGAUGGAUGGCUGAAAGAAGAAAUUGUUGCAGGUAAGAUGAAAGGAGCGAAGUACUAAAUUUGAAAUAUUCUAGAGCGAUUUAAGUAUUUCUGUCUAAUAAACGAGUUUGAGGA